This is a messenger RNA of Dictyostelium purpureum, 939 nucleotides long. RefSeq lists its product as uncharacterized. The record is from RefSeq and is a predicted model, not a curated record. NCBI's taxonomy places the organism in Eukaryota, Evosea, Eumycetozoa, Dictyosteliales, Dictyosteliaceae. The coding region runs from base 1 to 939 and encodes 312 amino acids. The transcript has 3 exons.
AUGAAAUUUAUAUUAUUAAUAAUUUUACUUUUAUUUAUAAAUAUAAACAAUGCUUAUAAACCUAGAGAAAUAGUUAGAGUUAAUUUGCAAACUAAAACUGGUGCCAAUAUAGAACAUCAUGAUUUAUCACCAAGAAUAGCACCAAAGUUUAAAGUUGACCUUUCAAAGAGUUUAUUAAAUUUAGAUUCAUCAAAUAAUAAAAAAGCAGAACUUUUACCAAAUAUUUUAUAUAAAAUAUUAUUUUCAUUUGAUAAUGAUAGAUUCAAAACUACAUGGAUUACAGUAUCAGAUGGUAAUGGUAAAUUUUUAAAUCAUAUCGAUUUUACUUUUAUUUAUUCAAACGAUAAAAUUAUUGAUUUAAAAUAUAAUUUAGAUUAUAACGACGAAGCGGUUCAUCAUGGAAAAAAGCAAUCGGAUUUUUAUAUUAACUAUAGAUGGGAAGAAAUUAGGGAUAAAGAUUUAUCAAGUGGUUUAUUUGUUUUAUUUACAGUUGGAUUAAUCGUUAGCGGAAUUUCAUUUACACAUAUAACAAUUAGUUUUGCAAGCAAACCCUCAAAAAUAAAGAAUUUACCAUCAUACUAUCAAAAAGCUAAAACUGAAUCAGAAAAUAUAAACAAUUAUAACAAUAGCAGUAACUAUAGACAACAACACCAACAUCACCAACAUCAACACCAACAAAACUAUAACAACCAAAGUAAUUAUGAACAAAACCAACAAAAAUUUAAUCAAGAAGAACAACAACAUAAUAAUGAAAAUAUCCAACCAUUAUCAUCAUAUGACACAUCACCAAGCUAUCAUUUAUCUCCACCCCCAAUCGCAAAUAAUGACGAUACUAAUAAUAAUAUUGAUAAUAAUAAUAAUGAAGAAAACACGAAAAACGAUUUUGAUGUUUCAGAUUCAGAAAUUGAAUCUUUUGUAGAAUUAAAUCGAAAUAAAUAA